GACUCCACACCGUUUCAACCUCAAGGACGUUGUAGAUAUUCGAGUUCUUGUAAUUUUAAGACCGCUGUGAUUAUUGGCAUUAGGUUUUAUGUAGUCUUGUUAACUGUACUUUUUAGUGGUUAAGCAAAGUUUUGGAUUUCAGUGUCAAACAUAUUUUAAACAAAUAAGGACCUGUUGAUGCAAAAUAUGAGAAAAACAACUAAAUUUUCGGAUGUACUUCUCAGACCACUUGGUGCGAGUGUCUAGGAAUAGAAAAAUGAACAUAACUGUAGACCUGGGGCUGUCCUCUCAACACCGAUAUGUUUUAAAUCGAGGACAUUAGACGAAAACCAAUGGUGCUAGUUUUAGGGUGAUGUAAAAUUUAUUCAGUCAUUAUUUUCCUAAUAAAGUGAUGAAAACGUUUUGCUGUGAUUGGGACUCCUAGUCCUUAUCUCUUGCACUUAUUAAUAACUUGGUGAUAAAGUCCAUAUUACUACUCUUGAGUGGUUUAAUUUCUCCAAGUGCACUUUAAUUGCUCUCAAAUAUCGUCCAUUAAUUAUGGUCUCAUUCAAGUUUCUGCUAGUUGAAGAAGCUCUAAUCGAUGAAAACUUUAAAGGAGCGUCUUGUGCAUGUGGGUCAACCAGUGCUUAAGUGGUAAGCUUGUCAUAUCUAGAAUUCUUCUGUGGUGAAACAUCUUUAAUGUCAGUUUGCAGGAAAUUCGGUCGAAAUAAUGGUUACUAUUGGUUCAUCGUUCUUCCCGAAUGUAGCAAAAGCCUUAUUUCCCGGAAUUCACAUAGCUCUACAAAUGGUGUUGAAAUGACUAGAAUGCAACAGCACUAUGCUCUGUUAAAUAAGAAAUGCGAAGAACACAUAACCACAUUCGAUCAAGUUAAUCCGCGGGAUGUAUUUGUAAAUAAUGAAGUAAAGUUGAGCAAAAUUCAAGUGUACGGGUUUGAUUAUGAUUACACAUUGGCUCAUUAUACAUCCGCACUGGACGAAUUUAUUUUCAAUGAAUCUCGUAACUGGCUUGUUGAACAGAUGAAGUAUCCUGAAGAAAUUCUGAACUAUGAUUAUACUGAGUUCGCUAGACGUGGUUUACAUUUUGAUGUAAAACGAGGCUUAUUAAUGAAAGUAGAUGCAUUUCAUCAUAUUCAACUGGAUACUGUUUAUCGUGGAUUUAAACUACUGUCAUUGGAUGAGAUAUUAAAAGUUUAUCGUGGGAGUCAUUUAUCUAGUGAUAUUUUGAAACAAAAAUUUACACCUAAUGACACUAUUAUGAUUCAGUUGAUGGAUCUUUUCCGAUUACCGGAAAUUAAUCUUCUAUGUUCUAUUAUAGAUUUUUUUGAUCGACAUGGAAUAGAUUAUAAGCCUGUUUAUGUUUAUCAGGAUGUUUCUACAGCUGUAGCAAGAGUCCAUAAAUCUGGCCUUCUAGGUCAAACCGUAAUGUCUGAUCCAGAAAGGUAUAUUGCGAAGGCACCAGAACUAUCUACGUUUUUAUAUCGCUUAGUAAAAAAUAAUAAGAAAUUAUUUGUUAUUUCAAACAGUUCAGCUGCUUACAUAGAUAGGGGUUUGAAAUUUUUGGUUGGAAACGACUGGCAAGAAUUAUUUGACGUGAUCAUUUCUAGAGCCAAUAAGCCAUCGUUCUUUAAAUCACCACUCGGGCAAUUUCGACGUACUGAUAUCAGUGGGACUUUCAAACAUUGGGAAGCAGUUCAAACAUUUAAACGAGGUCAAAUAUAUGAAGGAGGUUGUUUAGAACAGAUGAUAAAACUUACAGGUUGGUCUUCAGCUAGUAUAUUAUAUUUUGGAGAUCAUGUCUAUGCUGAUCUUGCAGAUGUAGCCAGUACAUAUGGUUGGAUGACUGGAGCUGUUAUACCGGAACUUGAAAGUGAACUUAUUGCUGCGAAUAAUCAUGAUUUCAAAAUUAAUUUAAAACGUUUAAGAAUGCUAGAAAGAUUAAUUCAGGAAAACCAACAUGUUCAUACAGCUGAAGCAAAAUUAUUACUUGAAAAGUGGCUUGAUGAAAGAAAUGCUUUAAGACGUGCUAGUAAAUGUGUAUUUAAUCCACAAUUCGGAAGUAUUUUUCGUUCUUUUCAUAAUCCGUCUUAUUUUUCACAACGUCUUGGACAAUAUGCAACACUGUAUACGUCAAGAGUUACGAAUCUCUUACAUUUUCCACUAGAUCAUGCGUUUUUCCCUAAAAGAACUGCUUUACCACAUGAAUCAUUUUAAUUUCUAAGUUCAUCUUUGUUAUAGUUUAUUGUUGUAGGUAUAAACGCACUUUUUUGUACUUUUACUACUAAUGAUGUUUAUUAAGUAAUAGUUUCGUUUGUAUUCAUUUUAGGUAUGUAUGCCUUUCUUUAAUGUCUUAUUACUAGUCUUUUCAAGU
Schistosoma curassoni is the source of this 2368-nucleotide messenger RNA. Lineage: Eukaryota; Metazoa; Platyhelminthes; Trematoda; Strigeidida; Schistosomatidae. The record is from the annotation of a GenBank genome assembly.